Messenger RNA from Daucus carota subsp. sativus, 990 nucleotides. RefSeq lists its product as uncharacterized. Bases 144 to 722 code for a protein of 192 amino acids. The transcript has 3 exons. The record is from RefSeq and is a predicted model, not a curated record. Lineage: Eukaryota; Viridiplantae; Streptophyta; Magnoliopsida; Apiales; Apiaceae.
AAACCAAGAAAAAGAAAGUAUUCUACACAACACUUUCCCUUUCCCCUUCACUCAAAAGAAACCUCCUUUCUCACAACCCCAAGCAAUCAUCACUUGACCACCAUCUUCAUUCACAACAUCUUCCCCCUAUUUUCAACACCACAAUGAGCGAAUCUGAAACACACCCAAAAGAGGACUACCCUGAACCAAGAAGAUCCCACUCAUCCUCAACAACCUCAACAACAAGUGUCCAUGUCACAGCUCUUGAUGGGCUUGUCAAUGUCAACUCCCUCUUCACCAUUGCUGUCUUUGUGGGCCUUUCUCUCACAACCCCUAAUCAAAGAUCACUUGAAAACCGAUCAGCUUGUGAUGCAGGCAAUGAUAUCGCCAAGAAAUUGCUCGUAUUCGAAGUCGUUUCCUUUAGUUUCUUUCUGUUUUCUUCAUUAGUGGCACAAGGGCUUAAAUUGGCUAUCAAUCUUUUGAAUAGUAAAGAUGUUGAUGAGGCUUUUAGAGCUCACAUUAGUCUUAAAGUUCUGAGAUUUGGAAUGUUGGGUUCCGCGGUUGGGUCGGUCAUGGGGUGCUUGUUCUUGAUGUUGUCUAUGAUUAAUGUGAUUCAGAUACGGUUAGGAAUGUUGUCUUGUGGGAGUAAACAGACGGUGCAUUCGGUCACUGCCUUGGUUGUUUUGGUCACUUCUGCGCUUGUGGUUUAUAUAUCUACGGCUGUUUAUGCGUUUUUACAUUAGAGGAGAAUCUGUAUCCAGGGAGAAUGCUGUGGAUUUGAAAUGUAAUCAUCUUCUUCACACGCCUUCUCUACCCAACUUGUUUGACAUCAUGGAAUACAGUCUCUCCUCAACUAAACCGUGUCACCUGAUUUCUAAAGUUACAUGAUGAUCAGACUGUAAUCUUUAACCUCCCUGAUAAGUUGUUACAUCCAUGAUCCAUUCACGUUUGUAAAUCCGCAGACAUUCUGAAGUCUGGACUAUGCUGGGAAAUCCUUAUUUUCUUUUUUUA